AUGGAGAAUCUUGGCAUCUUAACUGCACUGUUUUUCGUCUUCUCCUCCUCCACUUCCCUUCACCCAUCUUCUCUAACUAAUCUCCAAAACUAUUGCCUUGAUGAUCAGAGGUCUGCUCUCCUACAAUUGCAGCAUCAUCUCUACUAUGCCCCAAACUUCACUUUCUCUUCCAAACUUGACCUCUUGGAUCCCAACACCCAUUGUUGCUCUUGGAAAGGAGUUACAUGUGAUGCUCUUGGUCAUAUCAUUGGGAUUGAUCUCAGUUACCAAAACCUUUCAGGUAGCUUUCAUUCCAUUUUCAAUCUCCACCAUCUCCAACGCCUUAAUCUUGCUGGAAACAAUUUUAAUACCACUCUGUUUCAGUAUGGGUUUGGCAAACUCCCUAAUUUAACUCAUCUUGACCUCUCGGCCUCAUGUUUUCAUGACCAAAUUCCGGUAGGGAUUUUAUACUUAACAAGGUUAGUCUCUCUUAACCUAUCUUAUCAAGAUGAUUGCUAUUGGAGAGAUGAUCAAAGUUCUGCUUCAUUGAAACUAGAGAAACCCAACUUCAAAACAUUGAUAAAGAAAAUGAGGUCUCUCAGAGAGUUGUAUUUGGAUGGAGUGAAUAUUUCAAGUCAAAGUAGUGAAUGGUGUGAAACCACAUCGCUGUCACUUCCCAAGCUGAGUGUUAUAAGCAUGUCCAACUGCGAUUUGAAUGGGCAUUUUCCAGUAGAAUUUUUCUUAUUGCCCAAAAUGCAAAGAAUUGAUAUUUCAGACAACUCUCGUCUCAUGGGCCAAUUGCUAGAAUUUCCAAUUAACAACACUUUGGAGGUGUUGUCAUUGCAAUAUACUAAUUUCAGUGGCAAAUUACCGGAAUCAAUCAGUAAUCUUAAAUUGUUGAGAGUUUUAACUCUUUCUAAACUUAGCCUCAACUUUAACUCAAUUUCUGGGUCCAUUCCACCAUCAAUCGCAAAUCUCAGUAACCUUGUGGAAUUGGAUCUUAGUGGUAACAAUUUCAAUGGUUUAAUCUCUCCAUUUCACAGAUCUGGAGUGCCAAAUCUUGCAUAUCUUGAUUUGUCUAGGAACCGCCUUUCUGGAUCAAUACCUUCUUCUUUAUUUACUCUUUCAACAUUGCAAACCCUCUCUCUUGGAUACAACAGCUUUAGUGAUUACCAAUUAAAGCUCGACAUGUUUUUCCAGCUCAACAACUUAAGUACAUUUCCAGCAUUUCUAAAGAUUCAAGAGAGCUUAGAAGAUCUUGACCUUUCAAAUAACAAAAUAAGUGGGGCAGUACCAAAUUGGGUGUGGAAGAAAAGUUUGCAGUCUUUGAAUCUUUCCAACAACUCUCUCACAACUUUGGACCAAUUUUCAUCGAACCAAGACUCUUUACGAGCACCUAUUUGUAAUUUGAGUCAACUUCAGAGUUUUGAUGCAUCCUUCAACAAAUUGAGUGGCUCAAUCCCAAGCUGCUUAGGAAAUAUCAGUACUCUAAGCUUUUUAUAUCUACAGCAAAAUAAUUUUAGUGGCAGCAUACCAGAUUUUGGAGGAGCAACCCAACUGUACGCUCUUAAACUCAAAGACAAUAAAUUGGAAGGGAAGUUGCCGAGGUCAUUAGCCAAUUGCACAAUGCUCUAUGCUGUAAACCUUGGAAACAAUACUCUGCACGACACAUUCCCUUUAUGGUUGGGAAAGUUGCCUGGCUUGAUGGUUCUUAUACUACGAGCAAACAGGUUUUAUGGUCCAAUUAAACAGUUGGAAAAUAAUUUUCCAACGUUGGAUGUAUUAGACAUUGCUUCCAAUAAUUUUUCUGGUCAACUAUCAAUUGAAUUCUUCCAAGCCACUCAUAAGCUAAGCUCACUCAAAAUCAACGGGAACAACUUGGAAGGGAAGUUGCCAAGGUCAUUAGCCAAUUGCAAAAAGCUUGAAGUUUUGGAUCUUGGGAAAAAUAUGAUACAUGACACAUUUCCUUACUGGUUAGUGAAAUUGCCUCUCUUAAAGGUUCUUAUACUACGAUCCAACAGAUUUUAUGGUUCGAUUAAAUUUUUCGAAGAUGGAAAUGCUUUCCCAAUGUUACAUAUACUGGAUCUUGCUUCCAAUAACUUUUCAGGUGAGGUAUCUGUUGAUUUUUUUCAAUCUUUGAGGGGAAUGAUGGUGAUUGAUGGCAACAAAGCUAAGCCAAGUUAUGUUGGAGAUAAUUAUUAUUAUAAAGAUUCGGUGACAAUUGUGAAUAGAGGGUUUGAAAUUUUUUACCAGAAAAUCUUAACCCUCUUUACCUGUCUUGACCUGUCCAAUAAUAAAUUUCAUGGGAGGAUAUUAGAAGAAGUACAACACCUCAAGUCACUCCAUGUGCUAAACUUGUCCUACAACGGCUUAUUUGGCCCUAUUCCUUCAGCACUGGGAAGCUUAACCGAGCUCGAGUCAUUGGAUCUCUCCCGAAACAGUGUCUCUGGAAAGAUUCCUCCACAACUUACAAGCCUAACUUUUCUUGCAUUGCUGAAUCUCUCUUACAACCAACUUGAUGGAAGGAUUCCAGAGAGCAACCAAUUUGGUACAUUUUCAAAUGAUUCUUACAUAGGAAACCCAAGAUUGUGUGGGGUUCCUUUGACAAGGAAAUGCAAUGAAGUUGGUUCCAAAAUGCUGCCCCCGAAGGAGGAUAAAGAUUUGUGGAUAGAUGGUUUAUCUAUUUGGAAAGUUGUAUUGAUGGGGGUAUGGAUGGGGAUUGGUGAUUGGAUUUUCUAUUGGGAAUACAGUGCUGAAUGA
Molecule: messenger RNA, 2739 nt
Organism: Gossypium arboreum
Lineage: Eukaryota; Viridiplantae; Streptophyta; Magnoliopsida; Malvales; Malvaceae
Product: receptor-like protein 7
Exons: 2
Coding region: 1-2739 (912 amino acids)
Molecular function (GO): protein binding
Source: RefSeq, a predicted model, not a curated record